This is a messenger RNA of Harpegnathos saltator (Jerdon's jumping ant), 2071 nucleotides long. Its product is annotated as nucleolar protein 4-like. The record is from RefSeq and is a predicted model, not a curated record. Lineage: Eukaryota; Metazoa; Arthropoda; Insecta; Hymenoptera; Formicidae. The coding region runs from base 368 to 1990 and encodes 540 amino acids. The transcript is spliced from 10 exons.
GGAGGAGGAGAGGAGGAGCGAGGACAGGCGAGAUAGAGAGUGAGAGAGGAAGAUAGAGUACCGCGCACCGCGUGCACUCAUCGUUAAACCUCUCCCUCACCCUUCCUUUGUGUUCCUCGUGUUCGUCGCCGUGCCUUCGGGUGGACGUCUAUGGCUCGUCAGUAGAGGAGAAAAAUAGACGGAGGGGGGAGAGAGGGGCCACAGGCAGGUAGAAGGAAGAAGAGGAAAGAUAGGGAUAAACAGGGACGGAGGCGGAGAAGGGAAGGGACAGUAGGAGACAGACAGAGACCGGACAGGCGGAUAGACCAACGAGGUGAAUAUUUCCCGAUCCGAAGGGGAGCUGAGAGGACAUCCCGGCAAAGUGAAUAUGUCCGCGAAGCGAAAGUCUACUGCCAUCAUGCAGCACCAUAAGGUGAGUCGAGCUAGAACCUCGUACGAAGAUGCGUGUUACCCCCGCAACGCACAGGAGAACAUCUCGACCCCAGAGCCCGCCGACAUAUCCGAGGACGAUCACUAUCCAAUAGCAGGUGCGCUGAUGAAGGACCCGGAUAAGCUGAAGUUGAUGCUGCUCGCGUGGAAUUAUAAUCUGCAGCAGCAGGCUCACGCCCAGGUUCAGGCCGCCAACGCCGCCCUAUCGCCAAAUAACUCCGCGACCACUACGGCCACUACCGUCGGCACACCUGUCACCAGUCAAUCAGCUAUUUCCACAGCGAACAACACCAUUAAUAAUGCCACGCUCACAGAUUCCAGAAACGGCUCGGCGGAACUGGUCGACAUGCCGGCUGGGACGGUGCCGAACCUGAGCGCCGUCGCGGGCACCGAGGACAUGGCGUCCCUGUGGUACGCCAUGGGUUUCAAGAAGACGCCACCGCCGGCCUCGUCGGCGACGCCCUCAAGAUCGGAUCGCGAUCGAGAGUCCAGUCCACCCGGCGGCGAGGGGGCGGGAAGCGCCCACGACGAGACCAGCAGUAGCGGCAACAAAGAGGACGAAGACGACGACGAUGAGGAUGCCGAUGAGAGGUUGGACCCGAGACACCAUGACCCGGAACGCCUCAAGGCGUUCAACAUGUUCGUGAGGCUGUUCGUCGACGAAAAUCUGGACCGCAUUGUGCCAAUAUCGAAGCAGCCGAAAGAAAAAAUCCAGGCGAUCAUCGACAGUUGCACGAGGCAGUUUCCGGAAUUCGCCGAAAGGGCGAGGAAGAGGAUCCGAACGUACCUGAAGAGCUGUCGGAGGAACAAGCGAGGAAGGGAGGGCGCUCCCUGGGAUACCGCGAGACCCACGCCGGCGCAUUUAACGUCGGCACAAGCAGAGCAGAUUUUAGCGUUUGCCUGCGAAAACGAGAGCGAAAACGCCAAGCGCAUGAGACUCGGCCUCGAGCCAGUGUCGCAGCCGAUGCCAACAUUACCGGCGGCGACGCAAACGGACGUUCGCUCGAACAUGGACCACUUCUCAAGCACAUCGGUUAAGGCACUUCCGGGCAAGAGGGAGGACACACCACCGGCAUCCCUAACGUCCCUGACACCGCUAACCAGUUUGGCGAACAUGCCGAGCAGUACCCUCUCCACCACGCCGCUGUCGCUCGCAUCCGCGUCCAAGUUACUCACACCGACGGACAACAAGGGUCUCAUGAGCCAAACGACGAUAGUCAGCUCGUCGGCGGUGAAUGGUGUUGCCAGCGGCGGUGCGCCUACCGCGAUGUAUAGACCGAACUUCAGCCAGGCCUUCCAACGCGCCGGGCCCACAUCGGUGCCGCCGACCCUCUCCGCCGGACUGUACCCAACCCAGAGCUUCACGUCGGGUCUACUGAGCAACGGUACACCAAGACCGACGGAUCUCAGUAUGAAGAACACUAAACCGCUGCUAAGUCACAAAUUAAACGCGACGGAGAUGACCGCGGUGAAGCAGCUUAUUACUGGAUAUCGGGAGUCCGCGGCCUUCUUGCUCAGGUCCGCCGACGAGCUGGAACAAUUGUUGCUGCAGCAACCAUAGAGCUACAUUUACAUCGCCGGCGCUUCACAGCUUGGUUCGUCGUAGACACAGCGACCAAGAGAGGACGGAGAGAGAAGGAGG